Molecule: messenger RNA, 612 nt
Organism: Haemonchus placei
Lineage: Eukaryota; Metazoa; Nematoda; Chromadorea; Rhabditida; Trichostrongylidae
Source: the annotation of a GenBank genome assembly
AUGAAAUGUCCUCGGUGUGUAGGUCCUAGAUCUAAACCAGGGUGGAAUUCAGAAUUGGGUGCCCCCUUAGAUUCUGCUAUGAAACGCUUGAACCUUGUUUCAUUGGAGGAGGAGGCUCUUGAACCGAGGGUCGUCAGGGCUGCUGCCGGUUUGCCAGAUGAAGGAGAACUCAAAGCAGCUCCUCCGCUAGAGCCUGGUGGUGAACUGCCGAAAGCCCUAGAAAGUCCAGUCGAGUAUUCCGCAAAAUCGCCGCAUCCUUCGAGCGAAGGAUGGAAAGAAGCACUCGAUCAAGCUCCUCCAUUAGUCGAUUCUGGACCAAAACCGCAGCAAAUAGGACCACAUCGGUAUCGAUUCGUUGUUCCUUUGGUCGUACUCGCUGACAUAAGAGGCAAAAUAUACAGACUUACAACACAUUACACAGUCACGAACAACGAGCCCGUACUUGAUUUUAAACCACUAACCAUAACAUUCAAUGGACAAUUAUUGUGGCAAACCAAGGGCGACGUCACUCAAAACAUUGAUUUUGAUAAGAUAACGAGCAUUACAUCCGGUCACGGAACAUUCACAGAGCAUAGCCCGAUAAGCGUUGAAGAUAAAAAUCUUAAACAAUAA